AUGAAUAGAUUAUCUCUAAUAACUCACCUAUCUGAUAAGGAAUAAAUGUUGAAUUAAUAUGAAAUAUUGAUAUAAGAAUAUCGUAACUAACCUGAUUCCAUAAAUGUUAUUGCAAUUUGUCUCAACAAUAUUGCAGCUUUAUUUAAUAAGUAUCAACACAUUUAUUUAGAAAUGAGCUUUUAUCCAGAUAAAUUUUUAGAUUUGUAAAAUAGUAAUUACUCAAAUCACUUCCAAAUGCCCUUUAAUUUAUUAUCUUUAUGAAUUCAGCAAAAAUUUAUAACCAACUGGGAUUACAUAGUAAAGCAUUUUUAAAAGCUGAGUUGGCUUUAUAAUUCUAUGAAAAGUUUGCCUUUUCUUAAUUAAAUUAAUCUGAGGCUGUAUUAUUGAUAAAUGGUUACAUUACUUUAGCUAAAUCUUAUGAAAUGGCUACUUUUGAAGAUUUGGCUAAAAUUCGUAGAAAAAGCAAAUUACUCUAAAAUGGGUAUCAAAAUAUAGUAAUUUAGAUUUAAGAGCACAUAAAUAUUCUAUGAAAAUUCUAAAAAACUUUUAGUAAAAUAUGUUGGAAUAACUCAUCCAUUAUAUAAAUAAAUAGUAGGAUUGUCUUCAUAAAAAUCAGCAUUACAAUAGAGAAGCUUUAUAUUUUAGAAUGAAUAAAAUAAUAAUCAAUUUACUUUUAGAAGAUAAACUAUAAUCAGAAUAAUGAGAUUAUUAGAUUCUCUAAAAAUUGAUUUACCAAGAAUUGUAGAAUUUUAAGAAAUAUAAUCUUAAACUCCAUAAAAAGCAUUUUCAAGAUUAAAAACCACAAAUGAAGAUUCUAUAAAUAAAGGAAAGUUUUAUAGAAUAAAAAGAAUUAGUAAAAUAGAAGAUGAUUAAGAAACAACAAUUGAAACAAAAAAGAAAAGAAAAUCAUUUAAAAUGACAUCUAUUUAAAAUUUGGAAAAAAUAAUUACAAAUAAAGUUGAAUAAUAAGUAUAAUUACAUUUCUAAAAAAAAUAAUAAGAAGAUUAGGUUUCUAGUAGUAAAAUUGAUUUAGAUUAAAAAUAUAUACAUUUAUAAAAUGAAAUUAAUAAAAUUGAAAAAGAAAAAUAAAGUUUUGAAAAAUAAGGUUAUGAAUGGAAAUAAUAGAUUAAAUUAUUAUAAGAAGAAAUAAAUUAAUUAAAAAUUAAAAUUAUUGAUAAUGAAUAAAUACAUAUUAAAGAAGCAAAAGAAUAGCAUUUUAGACAUUUAGAAUAAAUUAAACAUUUAAAUGAACAAAAUUAAUAACUAAAAUUAUAAAUGAAUAAGACAUUUCAUCAUGAAAAGAAUUAUACUACUUAUAAUAAUAGUAUUGAUGAUCAUUAAUAUUUUUAUUUUACAGAUAAUUCUACUGGAUAGAUGAUCUAUAUUCCCUUACUUUAAAAUGUCUCUUUUAUAUUUAAAUAAGAUAAUAUAUAAAUUGAAGUUUAAUAAUUGUAAUAAACAUUGAAAUUAUCAGCAAAAAUAAAUGAUAAAAUAUUAAAUGAAUUUAUUGAAAUUUCUUAAUUAUAAGACUUUUUACAAUAUACUCAAUAUAUUCAUACAUUACCUUAUCCAAUAAAAUACUUGAAUAAUUUUAAAACAUUUAUAUAAUAUUUGAUUGUACCAUUUGUUUAAAUUGUAACAGAGUAAAAUGAAACUAAAAUUGCUAUAUGGCCAUAACCUCAAGGUUUAUUAUUAGAAUAGUAAAUCAAUUUUCUUAAUGAUAAUUGUUAAUGGUGGAUUCACAAUAUAGGAUUAAAAUGGUUUCGAAUUACUAUUUAUACUUAAUCAGAUUUUAUUUUAUAAUUAGAUAUAAGAUAUGAUGAAGCUACAUUUUAAUUAUAUUUUAAAUAAGAAAAUUUAGAUGAAUAUGAAAUGUAAGAAAAAGAAGAAAUAUUAUAAUAUUUGUCAAAAAUAAAUUCAUAAUAAAUAUAAAUAUUAGAAUCUUCUAAAAAUUCAAUUCAUAAUACUUAUUAUUUGCCAAGUGUUUAAAUUUUAGAUAAAUAAAAACUAAUAUUUCUAAUUAAUCAACAAAUCAAAUAUAUUGAAUAAUUUCUUAAUUAAUAGAAUAUACAUUCCACUCAAUAAAUUAAAAUUAAUAAAACUAUUUAAAUUUAACAAAUUUCUAUUUAAUUUAAUGAAAACAAAUCUUAGAUUUAAGCAAUCUUAUUAGAAGAAGGAAAAUGUAUGGUGAAACUAUAAAAUUGCUAUUUAACUUAUGCUCCUUAAAAUAAAUAAAUUAAUGCUGAUGGAUCAUUUGAGAUUACAAAUGAAUUCUUAAAAUAAAGAUAUGGAAUCAGUUUUGAUAAUUUACUUAGAAAUGAAGAUAAAAUCUAUUUCUAUGAAAAAUUGUUAGAAUCAUUCACUUUACAAACAUUUUCAAAACCAUUUGAUGAAGAUGAUGAUGAAUUAUUUAAAUAAAAUUCUAUUUUAUUGAGAGAAUUGAAUUUUGGUGGAACAAACAAAAUAUUUUAUGAUUCAAAUAAUUAUAAGAUUCCAAUAAAUUUUUCAUUGAUUGGUACCAAUGAUAUACCAUAAUUUGUUAAAAUAGAUCUAUAUAAUGAAGAAUCAAUUGAAUAACAUUGUAUAUUACUUAAUAUAACUGAAGAAUAUUGGAUAAGACCAGUGAUAACAUAAAUGAAGGUAUAAAUAAUAAUUUUAUAUUUUGAUAGCAAGACAAGAAGAAAAAAUAACAAAAAUAUAAUAAAGAAUUCAAAGUUGCUGGUCAAUACUAUUUAUCUUAAAUUUUAUAAUAAUGUGGAUGGUUUAUUUUAGAACAUCACAUUUAUAUGAAUGAAGAUAAAUAACUAUAUAUUUAGAGACUUGAUAAUUAAAUAGGCAAAUUGGAAUAAUAUAUUAAUAUGAAAUCAGUUUCUGAAUUAACUAAAUGA
Molecule: messenger RNA, 2888 nt
Organism: Paramecium pentaurelia
Lineage: Eukaryota; Ciliophora; Oligohymenophorea; Peniculida; Parameciidae
Source: the annotation of a GenBank genome assembly